Messenger RNA from Phaedon cochleariae (mustard beetle), 1167 nucleotides. The record is from the annotation of a GenBank genome assembly. Lineage: Eukaryota; Metazoa; Arthropoda; Insecta; Coleoptera; Chrysomelidae.
UUAUUUGAUCAGCAGAAAUCGUUGUGUUCAAUUUUGAUCGCUUUUGUCGUUAGUUGUUAAAUGAAUUAAUAUCUUGAAAUUGAUAGAGCAAACAAAAAAAACCAGUAGGUAUGUCAUAUUUGCUAAGGCUGCUUUUGUUUGUAUUUUUCAUCAAGACCGUGUUUUCUCAAUACGAAUAUGAACAUGUUGACACGUUAGAUGUUGAGGAACAGUGGAAUGAAUUCAAGAGGAAGUUUAAUAAAACAUAUUCAGAUUUUCAUGAUAUCAUAAAAAGGAAGGCGUGGGAAGAAAAUUUGGAUAGAAUAAAGAAGCAUAAUGAAGAGGCGGACCAAGGGCUGCAUUCUUUUUACAUAAAAGAAAAUGACUUCACUGAUAUGAACACCCAAAGUUAUCUUCAGAAAAUGGUGAAGCUGACCAAAAGUAGGCACAGGAAAGUGAAUCCUGAGACAGUUGGCGAUUUCUAUGACAAAGUGAUGCAUAUACCAGAAGAAAUCAAUUGGGUGAAGAAAGGUUUCAAGACUCCCGUGUACAACCAAGUAGACUGCGGUUCAUGUUACGCAUUCAGCAUAGCCAGUGCCAUACAGGCACAAAUUUUCAAACAAACCGAUAAACUAGUGCCACUAAGUGAGCAACAAAUCAUAGACUGCAGUGUAUCUUAUGGAAACUAUGGAUGCGCAGGUGGCUCUCUGAGGAAUACUCUUCGCUAUCUGGAACACGUAGGCGGACUCAUGACAUACAAGGAUUAUCCGUAUAAAAAGAAGCAACAAAAAUGUACCUACGACAAACACAUGGCGAUAGUGAACAUCACUUCCUGGGCAGUGCUGCCAGCAAGAGAUGAAAGAGCUCUGGAAGUUGCAGUCGCUAGGAUUGGUCCUAUAGCUGCGUCAAUCAAUGCAAGUCCUCACACUUUUCAACUUUAUCACAAAGGCCUGUACGAUGAUGAUUCCUGUAGCUCGAACACUGUGAACCAUGCUAUGCUGAUCGUGGGUUAUACGAAGGAUGCGUGGAUCUUGAAGAAUUGGUGGGGAAGACAUUGGGGAGAAAACGGCUACAUGAGACUGAGAAGAAACAGGAACAGAUGUGGCAUCGCUAAUUACGCAGCAUAUGCUCUAGUUUGAAUGUUGAAUGGAUAAAUGUUAUUUUGAAUUGAAUUAUCGUAUUCAAUAG